Molecule: messenger RNA, 3169 nt
Organism: Eriocheir sinensis (Chinese mitten crab)
Lineage: Eukaryota; Metazoa; Arthropoda; Malacostraca; Decapoda; Varunidae
Product: MIT domain-containing protein 1-like
Exons: 6
Coding region: 690-1430 (246 amino acids)
Source: RefSeq, a predicted model, not a curated record
GUGGUAUUUACAACAUUUCUAGCAUGUAUGACGGGGUUUUGACAAGUGGAUAGGUGUGUUUAUGUUACAAGGGUGUAUAUUUAAGCAUGGGCACCUCCCUUUCUUCACCCCGGAGCUCGCAGUCUCAUCGCCCAUCGACUUAGAAGAAAUUGUGAGGCCAGCGUGGAGAAAUACACCCUUGUGACAUAAACACGCCUGUCUGCCUGUCAAAACCCCGUCGUACGUUCUAGAAAUAUUGUAAUUACCACCACAUUUUGGGGAGGUGGUGGCUGAACGGAUAGCGAGAUGGCCCCGUGUUCAGGAGGAUGCGAGGUCAAUCCCCGACCGGUGCCACCAAGCUGGGAUUUUUCAGCCGCCGCCGAGUGGGAAGAAGCCUACCAGCCCAAUAGGCCAAGACGUAAAAAAAAUAAACCACUAUGCCCUAAAUGCACACCCACCAGGAGCCACUAUUUUUAAGAGUUACCCUGGUUAGGACUGCUCUGAUUAUAAUAAUGGGGGGUUGAGGUGGGUGACGCCCCCAGUGGUGAUAGUGGGUUAGGUUCGUUAAGUUCAAUGUUUACCACCAAGAUGGGUGAUACGCUUGACACUGUUUUCCAAGCCACAGUGAGACAGGUAAACUCAUUAAUUAACACAGGUCAUAGGUUAACAUUUUUGCUAAUUUCCUCCCUUCCCUAGGCCGGAGGUGAGCCAUGGGGGCGUCAGAGGCAGCGGCGGUCCAGGUUCUGACGCGCGCCGUUCAGCUUGACUCUGAGAAGAAGUACGGCGAGGCGCUGGCGUGUUACGAGCAGGGCAUAAGGCUACUGCUGCAGGCCGCCAAGGAUGUACGCGACGACUCCAAGCGCACACACUUCCGCAAGAAGACCGAGGAAUACCUGGCGCGCGCGGAGAAGGUGAAGGAAGCGGCGGCGAGUGAGAAGGCCAACGCAUGCACGCACAAACAGAUCCAAAUAGCGGACGGGGCGACGGGUUACAGCUAUGAGGUCGUAAUUGGUCCGCUCAUAACGCCGACCCUUACUGAGGUGGUCGUGGAGGACGCGUACAUAAGGUCAACCCAUCAGGUAUAUAAUUUCCUCCACCUGUGUGAGUUGCUGGUGAGGAAAGCGGAGAAACUUUCCUCCAUCUCUCUCAUUACCUCCUCCGACCCCUCAGACCCUGGCACCCAGCGAGAGAGGUUGGAUGAGCUGCGGAGGUCCCUUGCUGGCCACAACGUCUCCCUGGACAUCACUUUUUCCGACACCAUCCACGACAGAGAGAUCAGGUUCAACAAUGGGUGGACCGUCAAGAUAGGCCGCGGUCUGGACUACUUCAAGCGGGCGGACUCUCGCUUUGCCAUUGGCUGGGCGGACUUUGACCUCAGGAAGUGCCACCAGACCACGGUUGACCUAUACUACCGACCGCCACCAAAGCCGAACCAACCGACUCAACCAUAGCUGUGACCUGACCUAACAACUGCUACUCUUACUACUACUACUACUACUACUACUACUACUACUACUACUACUACUACUGUUACUACCACAAUCAGGACAGGAAUUCAAACAACAACAGAUAGAUUUCGUCGAUAUAUUAAUACGCAACAUAAUCACAUAUCUACACACACACACACACACACACACCUAUACAUUCAUCACUGUACACACAUACAUACACACAUACAUACAUACAUACAUACAUACACAAGGUUCACACACAUGUAUUCCUUAAGUAUAAAUAUUUUUCUAUACUCUCUAAGUUUUUUAUUUAAAUGAGAAAAGAAAAAGAAAUUGUAAAAUUGUUAAUAAAUUCUUUGAUAUAAUAUUACUACUGGAAUUUAUUUAUCUUUACUUAAUGCUAUAGAUCUGUGUGUGUGUGUGUGUGUGUGUCAGCUAUAUAUGCAAGAAUGUGUGUGUGUGUGUGUGUGUGUGUGUGUGUGUGUGUGUGUAUGCAAAAAUGUGUGUGUGUGUGUGUGUGUGUGUGUGUGUGUAUAUGCAAAAAUGUGUGUGUGUGUGUGUGUGUGUAUGGAAAAAUGUGUGUGUGUGUGUGUGUGUGUGUGUGUGUGUGUGUGCGCAUAGGAAUGAAGAUCUAGUACAUACAGUAAACCCUCUUUAAAUCGGACCUCCAUAUUUAGGAUAUCGGCUAAAUCGGACUCUCUCAAGGCUCUGGACACAUUGAAGCCAGACCAGAAUCCGAGAUACAUGCAGUGUGUGUGUCAGGAUGGAUGUUGUGAAUCAGCUGACCUGAAUAUAUUUUUUUUACAGCUACGGAGACAGUGCAAGGACGUAAUGGGGGGGGGAAAAAAAAAAAAAAAGCCCGCAAGGAAUUUGGUAGGGAUGGUGGGUUAGGAGGGGGACUAUAGGAGUGGAAGGAAGUGACUCUGAGGAGGAGGAGGAGGAGGAGGAGGAGGUGUAGACAGCCUGACUUAGCUAUGCAUUGUUUUAAUUAGGUUAUUUUGGAUUCUCGGCUGUUUUGGAUAAGGUCUGAUUUAUAAAGGGCUUACCGUACAUAUAUACAUACAUACAUACACAAUUAUGAGGUAGAUAUGUAUACAUGCACACACACACACACACACACACACACAGGAAGAGGAGGAGGAGGAGGAAGGAAGAAGAGAGAUAAGGAAGUGAAAGAAGAAGAAGAGAGAGGAGGAAGAAACUAAGAUGAAAAAAAGAAGGAAAAAGAAGAGGAAGAAAAAGAAGAAAUUAAGAAAACACACACACACACACACACACACACACACACACACACACACACACACACACACACAAUAAAUACAUACAUAACUCACCCCUACAUACACACACAACCCAAUAUAGUGCUAAGCCACCUAAUACUAAUACUACUACCACCAUAAGGGUCAACCAACUAUGCCAUUACUGAGGGACUGUCAACCAUGGCUCCCACUGACUAGGGGGGAAAGGGGGAGGGGAGGAGGGGGGGUAGAAAGCACUAUGCUGGUUCUAUGGGGGUGGCGGGGGGGUGGGGGGUGGGAUGGAGGAAAGCGCUAUAUUGCUAUCAAGGAAGAAUUUAUUAUAUGGAAAAGGAGGAGGAGGAGGAGGAGGAGUUUAUAGGGAAGAGGAGGAGAUGGAAGACUAUAUAUGGAAGAGGAGGAGGAGGAGGAGGAAGAGGAAUUUACAGGGAAGAGGAGAAGGAGGAGGAGGAAGAGAUGAAAGAAAAAGAGGAGGAGGAGGAG